This is a messenger RNA of Drosophila persimilis, 604 nucleotides long. RefSeq names its product nucleoplasmin-like protein. The coding region runs from base 61 to 534 and encodes 157 amino acids. Lineage: Eukaryota; Metazoa; Arthropoda; Insecta; Diptera; Drosophilidae. The transcript has 4 exons. Gene Ontology annotation, molecular function: chromatin binding; RNA binding; histone binding. The record is from RefSeq and is a predicted model, not a curated record. Gene Ontology annotation, biological process: chromatin remodeling. Gene Ontology annotation, cellular component: cytoplasm; nucleolus; nucleoplasm.
AGAGUACAAAAAAUUUCUUUCAAUAAUUGACUGUACAACCGUGUGAUACAAGAACUACAAAUGGAGUCCGAAUCUUUUUAUGGUGUUACACUCAGCGAGAAAGACCCAAUCGCACAGUUCGAUGUACCCGAUAUUCCAGAGGAGUACGUCGUCCACUCACACAAAUUGAUAAUAAAACAGAUCUCCCUUGGAUCCGAAGCGAAGACGGGGGAAUUUAAUGUUGUACAGGCGGAGACAAACGUGAACGAUGAUGGUGAGAAAAAGACUGUGAAGAUUCCGAUAGCAGUUCUGAAGGUCGGUGAAACGCGCAGCCUGAGACCAAAUGUGGAGUUCCCAAAUGGAUCAGUCACUUUCAAACUGGUGCAGGGCACUGGGCCGGUCUAUGUCUGCGGCAAGGCCGAGAUGAACUUUGGCGAGUUCGACGACGGGCAGAUGUAUGAGGAGUACUCCGACGACGAAGAGGACAGCGAUGGGGACUUCGACGAGGACGCUGUGCCGCAGACAAACGGCAAGAGCAAAAUUACAAAGAAGUAAAGUAAUAAUAAACUAUCGAGUAAGCUAAAGAAAUGAUACAAAAGAAAAUAAAACAAAACAGAAAAGAAAA